UUGAUGAGUUUCCGUUGCGGGAACAGAAGAGUUUAUUAGACACGAGCAACGACGAAUAUAUUUCGCGAUAUGGGGAGUGUAUCUGGUAGAAUUUAAUCUAAAAUGUUAUAUAAUUUAUCUGCAAGGAAGUAAGCAUUUAAACGAGCUAGUUUCGCGGGUUAUAAAUCUGCAGCAUUUACAGUAGUUUGAUCGGCGUAUUUUUAACAUUACUCAAAAUGAAUGAAUGACAUAGUUACCAGAACCAUAGACAAGAGGUAAAUGAACUCGUUCCCAGGUUAAGAGUAUCUGACGGCAUUUAAAUCGAGUGAAAAUGUGCGAUGAGUCAAAGUCAGUGAAUCGGGAGGUGAAUGAUAAUGAAUAUUUCUCCAAAACAUCCGUGAAUGAUGCUGAUGUGUAUAUUGAACAUCACACCGCGCCACCGGUAACGCGUUUAUAUAAGAAGAGAUGGAUCAUAGUAUGUUUAUUCAGCUCAUAUUCUCUGUGUAACUCCUAUCAGUGGAUUCAAUACGGGAUCAUUAACAAUAUUUUCAUGCGCUUUUACAGUGUGAACUCUUUCACCAUUGACUGGAUGUCCAUGAUUUACAUGUUAACGUAUAUUCCGCUCAUUUUCCCCGUCUCGUGGCUCUUGGAUAAAAAAGGUCUACGGGUCAUCGCGCUCGUCGCCGCGGGUCUGAACUGCGCGGGCACGUGGAUCAAGGUAGCCAGUGCGAGACCGGACCUGUUUCCCGUGACAUUUCUGGGUCAGUUCAUUUGCUCCGUUGCCCAGGUGUUCAUCCUCGGGAUGCCCUCGCGCAUCGCGUCGGUGUGGUUCGGUUCGGAUGAGGUGUCCACCGCGUGUUCCAUCGGGGUCUUCGGAAAUCAGUUAGGGAUCGCCAUUGGCUUUCUCGUCCCACCAAUCCUUGUUCCAAAUGUGGAUGAUCUGGACGAGUUGGCAGGUCACAUCAGAGUCAUGUUCUACAUCACAGCGGGUGUGGCUACCUUCCUAUUUGUCUUGGUUGUCAUUGUGUUUCAAGAGCGUCCAGAUGACCCUCCCACUCAUGCUCAGGCUGCUGCUCGUCAGAUCUCUCCGGAAAGUUACUCCUACACAGCCUCCAUCCUCAGAUUGCUCCGCAACAAGGCUUUCAUCCUCCUCGUCAUCACUUAUGGACUGAAUGUUGGUUGUUUCUAUGCUGUCGGUACACUUCUUAACCAAAUGAUCGUCGAACACUAUCCCGGAGAGGAGGUGAACGCUGGCAGGAUUGGCCUCACCAUCGUGAUCGCUGGCAUGGUGGGUUCCCUCAUCUGUGGAAUCUGGUUAGACCGAUCCAAAACAUACAAACAGACAACUCUAGCCGUGUAUCUCAUGUCCUGUCUGGGUCUGUUGCUUUAUGCUUUUACUUUGGAUCUGGGGCAUCUGUGGGUGGUUUUCAUCACAGCAGGAACCCUGGGAUUCUUCAUGACCGGUUAUCUGCCUCUCGGCUUUGAGUUUGCUGUGGAACUCACUUACCCAGAGUCUGAGGGAACAUCAUCAGGUCUUUUGAACUGUUCUGCACAGGUAUUUGGGAUCAUAUUCACCAUCUGUCAGGGGAAAAUUAUGGACUCGUUUAACACUCUGGCUGGAAAUCUGUUUCUGUGUGUCUUCCUUUUGAUAGGAACCGUCAUAACAGGCUGUAUUAAGUCAGAUCUGCGCAGACAGUUGGCAAACCAGCAAGCACUGACAGCUGCAACAUUGGGCAGGUCAGAUGUUCAGGAUCACAGUGGCACUUCUCUCCUCUCGCCCUCCCCACACAUAUGAUCAAUCAAUCACUACUUGAUUUUAUCACUAACUGGCGGUUCAGGACCCUUUGGAGAGAUCAACUGCAAAACCUUCUGUUAUAGCUGAAGCCAAACUCUAACACGCGCACACCUUACUGGCAGAUAAUAUGAAUUCCGAAUGGAUUGUAUUUAGCAUUUCAUUUUCUUUUUACCGUUUUUGUGUGUGUGUGUGUGUGUGUGUGUGUGUGUGUGUGUGUGUGUGUGUGUGUGUGUGUGUGUGUGUGUGUGUGUGUGUGUGUGUGUGUGUGUGUGUGUGUGUGUGUGUGUGUGUGUGUGUGUGUGUGUGUGUGUGUGUGUGUGUGUGUGUGUGUGUAUUGUUACUGUGUUGAACAAACCAGGGAUUGCCUCCUUAAUGUAAACAGAACUUGUUUCUUCAAAAAAAAAAGUGUUUGUACAACAUUUUUCUAAUUUAAUCUGAUCUAGAAUAAUCUUCUCAGGAUAUAUCUCAUUUUUAACUAUCAAUUGAUGAUUUAAAUUAAUUAUGGUAAUGUUCUUUUUAAUCACAAAACGUUUUUACAGAUAGUUUCAAAAACAAAUUCUCAGAUGAAACGUAUAAGAACCACACAUAAUGUGUAUCAGUAUUGUGCACAGUUGAUUAUGCUGUAUUGGUUUCCAUCUUUGCAGUAAUAUAAAUUAAUUAAACAUUUUUCUAUUCUCGUUUUGUAUUUCAACCCAACUUUAAAGUCUAAAGAUUUUAUUUGGAAUUAAUAAUAGUAUUUGGUGUUUGUUUGUUUUAGUUUUUUUUUUUUUUAUCACAUCUUAGCACCCUGCGAUGGACUGGCGACCUGUCCAGGGUGUCCCCCGCCUUUCGCCCAUUGUUAGCUGGGAUAGGCUCCAGCCCCCCGCGACCCUGUACACAGGAUAAGCGGUUGACGAUGGAUGGAUGGAUGGACAUCUUAGCAUUUUUCACUUAUCAAUUUAGUUUUUUCUGUAGUAAAAUGUUUUUAUAGCUUUCUCUGUAUAAAAUUACUGCCCUGUUUAUGCCUAACACUGAAUGAUUGUACACUCAAUAGUCAUUACCCUUACUUAAUUGAAUUUGAGAGUUUUUUUUGCAAACAAUUUUAUUUCAUUCACUCAGAUUGUCAUUUUC
Xyrauchen texanus (razorback sucker) is the source of this 2884-nucleotide messenger RNA. RefSeq names its product FLVCR heme transporter 2b (gene flvcr2b). NCBI's taxonomy places the organism in Eukaryota, Metazoa, Chordata, Actinopteri, Cypriniformes, Catostomidae. The record is from RefSeq and is a predicted model, not a curated record. Gene Ontology annotation, molecular function: heme transmembrane transporter activity; heme binding. Gene Ontology annotation, cellular component: membrane. Gene Ontology annotation, biological process: transmembrane transport; heme export. The transcript is spliced from 11 exons. The coding region runs from base 311 to 1774 and encodes 487 amino acids.